GGCGAGGAAUUUAUUUUCGCUGAAGCCACCUUUGUUCCUAUUAUUGCAAGCAAAGAUUCUCUUCCAUUUUCUAAGACUGCAGCAAACUGCAAAAAACUUUUCUGAUGAUGCUAGCAGCAGGUGUCUUACAGGUGUCUUUCAGGUGUCUUGCAACUUCUUGAACAGACAAGCACUCACAAGUCCACCCUUUCUUCUCGUGCCAGUUCCUGAUGCAUCUUCCCUAAGCUGUUUCUUGGGUCUGAUUCUCUUUUCUGCCUCCCUAGAUCUGUUGCUUUCCCAUCUGUGUCCAUUGCCAGUCUCUGCUGUUUCCUACUGAGCUUUAGCAUUGCCAGUUGUAACACUGGAAUCACAUCAGCAAUGUUGGAGGAGCAGCAUGUUAAUGGGACUUCCCGCUGGAGCCUUUUGGAUGUUUUUUUUCCAACUUUUACCGUGCUUCCACAGCAAAAUCCUCACCUAGCUGACAGAUCUUACUUUAAAAUCAAGACUUCAUUCUGUAUAUAGCUGCUUACUGUCUUGCCUAACAUGUUUGGAACCAGGCUUUGAGAGUUCAAUUUUGUGUUUUUAACACAGAGCAGCUGGACUGCUGCCCCUUGGUCUCUCUGAAACCUGCGACAAGCAGUUCUGUUAGGACCUGUGAAGCCAGAAAGCUUUCUAAAUGACAAGGCAUUGUAGCCACCUGUGUCUGAUGUAAAAGCCCAUUUUCAGAAGCUUCUUGUUAGAAAUGGGUGGUGUUUAAACCAUCUUGCUGCAAGGACUCAUUGUUUUCCUUGGGAAGGGACUGGUUUCAAGAAUGGAGUAUACACUGCUAACCUGUGUAAAUGCUGCUAAUAGACCAUGCUGGGUGAGUACAGUGAGUGCUCAGUGUCUAAACAGUCUCUGUCUAAACAACUGUCCAGAAAAGUCAUUGAUUUGUUAGGAAAUCAUUUGCUACCAGCCAGUACUACUGGAGCCUGUAUUUUUUUCGGACCUGUUUCCUAUACGACUGAGGGUUUAAAAUUGGAAAAGGUACAUGAUGGCCACGUGAGGGCAGGCUGCAGCCUGUCUUCAUGCAGUACAGAAGUACAGCUAGGAGUUUCACUCUGCUAGCAAUUUUAGGUCGUGAUUUUCCACAGAUCACAAACUUGCUAGUGAGGGUGGCCCUCAGCCUCUUCUCGGUCCAUCAGCAUAUUGCAGGGUGACUGAGGUCUCUCAUUCCAGCUACAGUGAGCACUCCAGUCUGGGUCCCAUCCUGAAAUCCCAGUUGGAAAUGCCCCUGAAUACAAGUGUGUACAGCUACUGAAGUGUGGAUUGCUUCUAUUCCUUGUAAAAGGCAAAUGUUAAAAGCAAAAAGGUGCUUAGAGAAGGAAGAGAAAAGCAAAGUGUGAGACUCGCUUGAAUUAAAAUAUUUCGUAUUUCCUAAUAUCUCCUAAUCUGGGUACUGAAAAAGGUAAGCUGUGAGUAGAGAGUUUCUUGUGAUUCUGGGAGGAAACCAAUGGGUCUCAGCAUGCUUAUGGGUUCCAUGUCCAUAGUAGAGAUUCUGCUUUUAGUAGAAAAAAACCUGGGUGCCUGUCUGGGUCUACUUUAUUGCAAGGUGAGCUUUACCGUGGACUCACCUGACUGUAUUGACAACACCUUCAUUGUCUAUAAGGAAGUUUCUGAGGGGACACUGUCAUGGUAGCUACCCGCAGUCAGAGGCCAUUGGAAAUGGACCCCAGAAUUUCAGACAUUAGCCAAAUGCCUGCUGUUUGGAGAAUCUCUGAAGGUGUUGUGAAACCUUACCCUCAUGACUGACCAUCGUCUCUCUCAUGCUUGUCAAAGUGGAAGAAGCACAUGCAGUGAAACAAAAUAAGCUGGUGGAUGCAGAGCAGGUCCAGAUACUUGGUAGGUCAAAAAAGACACUCAUAUGUUAAUUCAGUAGUAUUGCAGAGGAUGUGGAGAAAUCCAUCCUUACUCACAAGCACACAAAACUCUGGGUCUGCACACACUAUUUCAUACUGUUUCUUGAAAUUGUGAUCUAUUGGGAAGUAGGUAAGAAUGUGAAGAAACUGGUGGACGUGACCUAGCCUUCUGCAGUCCAUGGUAUUUCCAAACUGCCUAUGAGUGCAUCAGCUUGACUUCAAUUUUUGGCAUUAGAGACAGUAGAUGAUCCAGAUGGCCACAGGAGGGCAUAGUACAGCUUGCCUGUUCCUUCAUAAAUUACUAUUUCCUGGUUUCCACUCAUUGAUUCUUAAUUUGAGGUCACAAAUUCAUGUAUAUUUCUGCUGCCAAGUCAUAUCCAAGACAAGUAGAUGUAUUUAUAUAAAAAAGAGAGUCUAUUUGUAGUAUUUUCAACAAGUGUGAGAGAACAACAAGGUAUAUUAUAUCUCAGUUAGUAGCUGGGGAAGUUAUAGAAUGGAGAACAGUUUCUGCUGAAGUGAAGCCAGUGCAGUUGUGAUGAGAGUCACCAUUAAAAAAACCCUAUUUUUUGGUCUGCUACCUUGAGCUCUACUUCUCUUGUGAAGACUGACUUCUUACUUUUGAGUCUAAUAGUGUAGAGAAGUGCCUUGUUAUAUACAGAGAAGUGUAAAUGAGUCCUUGGAGUGGAACCUGAAAUGUUUAGGUAAACUGCUCAGCAUAUGUAUUCCUGGUUUGCAUUUCCUUCUCCAUCACUGGAGGAAAGUCAGCUGUUCUUGUUUUCAAUUGUUACACGGUUGGAGUCUGAUUUGCAGUGCUCGUAGGGACUUUUAAGGAAAGUUGCCAAUGCCUGUCUUUAGGCAGAGGCAUGGAAGAGGAGAAGAAGCAGGUCCUGCUCGUCCGUCCUCCCCAGCUGCAUGGUGCUGCCACUCCUCUUGUGUCAGAUGGAGCGAUUGUGCAGUUGUGGGAGGAGUCGGUCGGAGGAGCUGAUCCGGCAGAAAACUGCGCUGCCAGAAAAGUGACUCACCGUCCAUCUCCCUGUGGCUGCACAUGGCAGGGCCCUUCAGCAGCAGCCUGAAGUCACUUCUCAUUACAUGGUGUCUGAAAUCACAACCUAAGGAUGUGGGUGUCGGAUGGGUUUGUCCGGUUGCAGCUGUGGGCUGCAGUGGGGAGGGGUGAUCCCACUGCUGCCGUGCUUCUGGCCAGACCUUUCUGUGCCCUCCCCUGUGACUCCGGCUCCAACAGCAAACCACUCAUUCGGAGGGGAAGGGGCAGCUGAAAUAGUAGCGGAGAAAAGGCAGAGAGGUGCCUUGAGGGAGAAGAAGUGUAGUUGUGCUAUGCUGAUGUUCCCUCCAGCAAACCUGGUAGCCUGCACAUGGAAAUGUGUUUUGAAGUGACAUGCAGAAGGGCACCACGUGUCCCGGGCGUGAGUCCAGUAGCCCUGUGACAUUUGGUUUGUUUCUGCUCAGUGAGGGGAUCGAUAGAUCCAGGGUGUUGGAUCUGAGCUUUGCACAGUCUGCUUGCUUUUAAAAACAUUUGCCUUUUGUCUUAGAUGUGCCUCUGCACUUCAGGCUGUUUGCGUACCACUUGCACCAAAGUUCUGAGCACUCUGUCUUUCUAUCUCACAUGCCUUUGGUGGACUCUUCUGUGCUGCCCCCAGAGUCGUUUGUGUCUUGCUACUGCCUAUGUGCAGUGAGCUGUGCCACCUGCCAUCGACUUUGUGUUGCUCUGCUGGGGAUCCACAGCUGGCAGGGAGGUUGUCUGCCAGGAAUCUCACCGUCCUGCUCCUUUCUGCUCUCUCCUCUGCCCUGGCAAAAGGUGAGCUCAGCUGGUUUUGCUCGGUGUUUGCUCGUGCCAUGAAUUUACAGCUUGCCAGCAAAGCUCUGUUUCACAACAUCUUCAAGGGUUGGAUGGUGUGGUUUUCCUUGUGCUCCUGAAGAGGGGAAUGGACUGGAACAGAGUGAAACCCCUGGGAGAUGUGGAGCCUGGGAAGGUCUAGGACAAUGUACCUCUGCUGGCAUUUUUUGCUGGGGCACUGGCACUGACUACAGCCUUUCCAAACUCUGCUGCUCUCGUGGUGCUUAGUGCCUUGCUGACCUGUUUGAGUGUGGCAGAAAGCUGUAAAGAGAGUAUGGAGGCCAGGACAAAAGUAUAGGACGGGGGAUUUAAGAAUGCAAGAUGAUGAGCAACACUUAGACAUCCUGGAGCACCUCCAGGGUUUUAUGGCACGGUGAGGUGGGAAGCGAGAGAACGUCCUCCCUGGAGAACGAGGGGAAGGUUGGAGGGUGCUCCCAUAGUUGGGGUAGGUCUUGCUUGGGUGUUUAGAGCAGACGUGGUUUUCUUGGUGAAGCAAGGUCUUCUCCCAAUGCAUUUAGUGCGCUGGGCCAGUCUGCACCAGGUUGUAUCACUUUGUCUUGCCCAUUACCAAAAUUAUAGCAUGUUCUUCCCUACCAGGGUUGGAAGAGAUGAUCAGGAGGAGGGGAGUAGUUGCCACCUGACUGUGGGCUGUCAAGUGAAGCCCACAAUUGCCUGGAGCACAUGUUUGGGCCAUACAUCCUGCCAGCCUGGAAAUUGGAAUUUCCACUCUUUCUGGAAGGAGUGAAAAUGAGCCUGCAUUUUUUUCCUUUUCUACUGCCUGAAACAAGCACCUGCCUCUGCAUAGUGCACUAAUUAUUUGAGAAACUGCUUAAAGCUGGGCACUGAUGCCAGGUGCCAGGCUGCUCCAGUGUCCACCUGUCACUUGUUUAAAGUGCUGUUCUGGAACCAGAGAGCCAUUAAUUACAGCCCUACUGAGAUUGGCUAUCUCUUCUGGUGGAGAUCUCCCGAGGGCUUCUUUAAUGGCGCUGUCAGAUGUUUCUGCAUUCCUACGUGGAGCAAUUACUUAUCCUGUGUAAUUUGCCCACUGAUUGAGGAGCUCUUCCACAAGAUACAAUGCUCGUUCACGUUCCAUGGCACUUGGUGUUUUCUUCCUGCUUUAGUUUGGCAGCUGGUGGCAGCCAGGCUCCUGGUGAUCACAGGAGGGGACCCUUCUUCCAAAAUUCUUCUCUCCAAUACCUCAAUCCCUUUAAUGGAGGCCUCUGCUGUUCCCAUGGGUGUUUUGUGACAGUUUAGUCUAGUUUGUAUGUAAUUCAACCACACUGGUGCCAGGCACUUUGCAGCGUUAGUGGCUGCUAUGGGGCUUUGGGUGUUCAGUGAGUGGACUGGUGGGGAGAGUAAGUAGCUACUGCUCAGGCACUGUUUCACGGUGCCGAGUUGCCCCGAAUCCUAAAGGUUCCUAUUUUCCAUAGGUGGGCUGACUUCCCCACAUGGAGAUGCAAACCUGAGAGGCAGCAGGCAUGUCUUGACCUUGUAGGUGCUGCAUCAACAAGAUCAACAAGGGCACAGUUUGCUUUUCCUGAGGCACCCAUUCCUAGCCUGAUGUGUUUUCUAGCUGUUUGGGAGCCAUCAGCAGCUCCUCAAGUCUCUUCUGAUGUCAGUACUGUUGGAGCCCCCUCCCUCCUCUGAGUGCUGUAUCCCAGUUUGCAGUCCUUAGGAGCUCCCAAAGUCGUCUUUGUGGGUAGAGGCACCUCUGGGCCUGGCUUUCUGAGUUGACCCCAGGGAGCCCAUGAUGCCUUCAGCUCAGCCCUCAGACAGAGACGUGCCUUCUGUCAGGGUCCAGGUUUCAGAGGUGCCUUUGGUGGCCUCCGUAUGUUGAAACCUUGUAAUUUCCAGGAGGCUGCUGGUGGGGCCGAUUAUCUAGCUGGACUUCUCAUCCCUCAUGUGGAAUUUGCAGCCACUGCACAUUUGUAUGGCAGGAGCCUGGGUAUGGGGGAUGGCUUUAAUUAGCUUGUUUCUCGGCUGGGACAUGGAGGCCUCCAGAGCCUGAAGAAGUCAUUGGAAAUCACCAGAGCCCCAGGAUCAGAUACGGGAGGUUGUGUUUAAGGAAAAGACCUGCAUGGACCAGCAGAUUUUUCCUCUAGAUUGGUGGUUAGCAAGGCGGAAACAAGCUGCAGCGCUGGUCUGGCACCUCCCAAACGCUUAGGAGUGAUGGCUCCUCCCUUGGCAGCUUGCUUUCUCCCCCCCACCCCUUUGCCUUGUAUAUAAGGCCCCCUCGGAGCAGCCUUGGCACAACACAGCCCACUCCAGCGAGGCAGGGAGCAAGCUGCACCUCCAGUUCCAGCACCUCUGCUCUUGAGGAGAGUGAACCAGAAGGCCUUCAGCAUGGACAGAUGCAGAGUUCAGUGCUACGAGUACCCCACCUGCCCGGAUGUUGUGAAAGCUCCCAGAGAGGAGGUUGCCUACGUGACCUGUACCUACAGGGAAACAUGCAUCGACCAACCUGACUUCCUGGCCACCAUCGAUCUCAACCCCAGAUCUCCAUAUUAUUGCCAGGUGAUUCACCGCCUGCCCAUGCCCAACCUCAAAGAUGAGCUGCAUUCCUCGGGGUGGAGCGCUGGCUGCCCCUGCUUUGACGAUACCACAACGAAAAGGAACAAGCUGAUUCUUCCCUGUUUGAUUUCUUCCCGCAUUUACGUGGUGGAUGUGGGUUCACAGUGCCGGGCUCCCAAGCUGUGUAAGAUGAUUGAGCCAGUGGAUGUCUUCUGGAAGUGCAACAAGGGAUACCUCAAUAUACCUCGCAGCCUGCCUAAUGGCGAUAUUCUGAUUGCCAACACAGGAGAUCCAUCUGGCAAUGCGAAAGGUGGAUUUAUUGUGCUGGAUGGAGAGACCUUUGAGCUGAAGGGGAACUGGGAGAAUGAGUGUGACAGCCCGCCGAGUGGAUAUGACUUCUGUUACAAGCCACGCCACAACGUUCUGGUCAGCUCUGCCGGAGUAGUCCCAAAAUGUGUGGGAUAUGGAUUCAGUCCCGAUGACUUCAAGAAAGGGGUCUUUGGGCGCCGCCUGAACGUGUGGAACUUGUCCUGCCGCAGCCUCACCCAGUGCUUUGACCUGGGGGAGGACUCUCUGCCCCUGAGCGUUAAAUUCCUCCACAACCCCGAUGCUGCCGAGGGAUAUGUCAGCUGUGCCCUGAGUGGCAUCGUCUACCGCUUCUACAAGUGCGAGAGAGACAACUGGGCAGUGGAGGAGGUGAUUCGGAUACCGGCCAAGGACGUGACGGGAUGGAUUAUGCCCAAGAUGCCAGCAUUCACAGUGGACCUCAUCAUCUCAAUGGAUGACAAGUACCUCUAUCUCAGCAACUGGCUGCAUGGAGACAUCCGCCAGUACGAGCUCUCCAAAACCUGCAAGCCCAGGCUGGUGGGACAGGUGUUUGUGGGAGGCAGUAUCCUCAGAGGUGGACCCGUGGCUGUGUGUAGAGACGAAGAGCUGAAGUGCCAGCCGGAGCCCUUGGUGAUCAAGUGCAAGAGAGUGUACGGCGGCCCUGGUAAAAUGCAGCUCAGCGUGGAUGGCAAGAGGCUGUACGUCACCAACUCCUUAUACAGCACAUGGGACAAGCAGUUCUACCCGAACUUGGUCAAGGAAGGCUCUGUCAUGCUGCAGAUUGAUGUGGACACUGAGAAAGGAGGCCUGACCGUGAACAAGAACUUCCUGGUGGAUUUUGGAAAGGAACCCAAUGGGCCUUGCCUUGCCCAUGACAUCCACUUCCCUUGUGGGGAUUCCACCACCGAUAUCUUGGCCUAGGCGCCAUGUGAAAGACUCCCUUCUUCUCUCCCUUCUGUAGUGCAGCCAUUAAGAGCAUAGGGUAAUUGGGUCUGGGGGUCCGCAUGCAUUGCUGGAGUCUAGAUUUCUGCUAACAUAAGCUAUGGAAGCUCUGCCUUGUUGCGAGAGUUUGGUUCAGGCCGGUGAACAACGACACAGGCAUGUUUUCAGUGCAAAGCAAUCCCUGGGCAUGAUUCACAGAGCAGAGCCCAGGGCGAUUGCUCAGAUACAGACACGUGCAGUGCGCACAGUGCCUUUCGGCAGACAUCUGCAUACCCACCGUGCCUUGCCUCAUUGCUACAGGCCUGUCGGACACCUGCCUUGAUGUCCCCAGGCUGUUAGCAAUCGCUGUCUAGUACCGGGGCCGGUAGCAAGGUGUUGGACUCUCAGUUAUGCUUCAGAGCUUGUUCACCCUUGAAAACUAAGGCAAAAGAAAGUGAAGUGCCCAGUUUGUCUGAGUUACUGUUCUUCAGCCAGGACAUUCCUGGAUAGUCUUCCCCUGGCACAAGAGCCCUCUUGGCUCGCUUCUCACGUGCUUGGAUCAGUAUGCAUUAUAGCUGAAGGAGUAUGAAGUGCUUUAUUUCAAAAAGAGGUGCCUGUUUCAUGACACUGGUUUGCUCUUGUGUUCUGCUUUAAACAAGAAUAAAAUUGUUCUUUGCAUCA
This is a messenger RNA of Aquila chrysaetos chrysaetos, 8169 nucleotides long. Its product is annotated as methanethiol oxidase-like. Bases 6073 to 7488 code for a protein of 471 amino acids. Gene Ontology annotation, molecular function: selenium binding. The transcript has 12 exons. The record is from RefSeq and is a predicted model, not a curated record. Lineage: Eukaryota; Metazoa; Chordata; Aves; Accipitriformes; Accipitridae.